Molecule: messenger RNA, 1429 nt
Organism: Spinacia oleracea (spinach)
Lineage: Eukaryota; Viridiplantae; Streptophyta; Magnoliopsida; Caryophyllales; Amaranthaceae
Product: putative D-cysteine desulfhydrase 1, mitochondrial
Exons: 10
Coding region: 124-1269 (381 amino acids)
Molecular function (GO): D-cysteine desulfhydrase activity
Source: RefSeq, a predicted model, not a curated record
UGGUUAUUGAUUUGAAAACCGCAUGCUUUUGUAUCAUUGUCACCUCCAAUUGACUUCGGAGGUUCCAAAACCACUAGCAACCACCUCCGUCCACGCCACCGCCCAAUCUCCAGCUGUGCUCCCAUGGCUACGGACACCGGCUUUGGAUUCGGGUUUCUUGUUAAGCAACCUUACCACCCUCCUUCUUGGGCCUCUCAUCUUUCCCCCCUUCCCUCUUACACUUUCUCGCUUGCCCAUCUUCCUACUCCAAUUCAUAAGUGGAACCUCCCUAAUUUACCCAACAAAACUGAAGUUUGGUUGAAGCGUGAUGAUCUCUCAGGUAUGCAGCUGAGUGGUAACAAGGUGAGAAAACUGGAGUUCUUGAUGGCAGACGCAGUGGCGCAGGGUGCAGAUUCUAUUAUAACAAUUGGUGGCAUCCAGAGUAACCACUGUCGUGCAACCGCUGUUGCUGCUAAGUAUCUGAAUCUUGACUGUUUUCUUAUACUACGCACCUCCAAGGCUCUAUUGGACAAGGAUCCGGGAUUAACUGGUAAUCUGUUGGUUGAACGCUUAGUUGGAGCUCAUGUUGAACUUGUAUCAAAAGAAGAAUAUGCAAAAAUUGGAAGUGUGGCUUUGACAAAUGUGCUGAAAGAAAGGCUGAUAAGUGAAGGAAGAAAACCAUAUGUUAUUCCCGUUGGUGGUUCAAACGCUCUGGGAACUUGGGGUUAUAUCGAGGCGAUCAGGGAAAUAGAGAAACAGCUUCAUACUGUUGCAGACUCGCAGAGAUUUGAUGACAUUGUUGUAGCAUGUGGCAGUGGGGGUACGAUUGCUGGUCUAUCAUUGGGAUCAUGGCUGAGUAAUUUGAAGGCGAAAGUUCAAGCAUUUUCAGUUUGUGAUGAUCCAGAUUACUUCUAUAACUAUGUUCAAGGCCUUCUUGAUGGACUUAAGGCUGGCAUUAGCUCUCGUGACAUUAUGAACAUUUAUAAUGCCAAAGGUCUGGGUUAUGCAAUCAACACACAAGAGGAGCUUAACUUUGUGAAGGACAUUGCUGCUACCACUGGUGUUGUUCUUGAUCCAGUCUACAGUGGAAAAGCUGCUUUCGGGUUGAUGAAAGAUAUGACUGAAAAUCCUAAAAAGUGGGAAGGCAGAAGGAUCCUUUUUAUACACACAGGAGGCCUACUUGGUCUCUAUGAUAAGGCUAACGAUUUGGCAACAGUGGUUGGCAAUUGGAAGCAAAUGGAGCUCCAUGAGUCUCUACCCCGCCAAGAUGGUCUUGGAAAAAUGUUUUGAACUAAAUACUUUCCAUUCUACUUCGUAGGAUAAUGCUUGAGUUCUCUAUAUUUUUUUUUUGGAGAUCAGAAUUCUAUUGUAUUUGACAAACUCCUAAGCAAUAUACAUCUAGAGUUGUAUCUCUAUUAUAUAAGUGAAGAGGGGAGUGGCAUUUUGGUAA